Tarenaya hassleriana is the source of this 1553-nucleotide messenger RNA. RefSeq names its product peroxisome biogenesis protein 16. Gene Ontology annotation, cellular component: peroxisomal membrane. The transcript is spliced from 8 exons. Gene Ontology annotation, biological process: peroxisome organization. The record is from RefSeq and is a predicted model, not a curated record. NCBI's taxonomy places the organism in Eukaryota, Viridiplantae, Streptophyta, Magnoliopsida, Brassicales, Cleomaceae. The coding region runs from base 118 to 1233 and encodes 371 amino acids.
AAAUUUACGAGAGUAUAUAAAUAAGGGGGAGAAAUUCUACGGGAAGGGGGCGCGAAUUGGUUGUGCAAUAGUUGAUUCUGGGUUCUGUCGAAAGCGUUUCGUCUUGUCGGAGCUUGAAUGGAAGCUUACAAGAAAUGGGUAUGGAGAAAUCGAGAGUAUGUUCAAUCCUUGGGAUCCCUUGCCAACGGAUUGACAUGGCUGCUUCCUGAGAAGUUUUCUGCUUCAGACAUUGGACCAGAAGCAGUAAGCUCUAUUUUCGGCAUGAUCACAACUAUCCAUGAACACAUAAUUGAAACUGCUCCUAGCCCCGUGCAUGUGGGAUCUUCCGACCCUGAUUCACCUCCUUAUCCGCUGUUCAUCUCCAUCCUGAAGGACCUGGAAACCCUUGUGGAGGUCGUAGCUGAGCAUUACUAUGGAGACAAAAAAUGGAACUUCAUUGUGUUCACUGAAGCUAUGAAGGUUAUUUUUAGGUUAGCCUUGUUUCGCAACAGUGGAUAUAAGAUGCUUCUACAUGGUGGCGGGAUACCUAAUGAUGGGAAGGACACCGAUAGUUCUGAUCUACAAAAUAGAACUGGCGGUUCCGGGAAGCUGGAUAGGAGUCAAGGUCCUUAUAAUUUUGGAAACUAUAAUCAUCAUAACCAGUGGAAUUCAGAAGGAAGGGCGAUGACAGCGUUAAGUAGAUUUGGUCAAAAUGCGAAGAUGGCAUCCAACUCAAGUUGGUCAUGGAGAGAUCAUCAUCAACAUCAACAUUCUGUUACACAGCUUCCAUCUCCUGCAAUUGAGAGGCCAACGCUUUCUAUGCUAUUGUCUGAGAAAGGCAUCUGUGGAGCCUUAUUUGUCAUGGGUGAAACACUGUUCAUAAUAAGGCCACUCAUUUACGUUCUCUUCAUCAGAAAAUAUGGUAUCCGGUCUUGGGUUCCGUGGACCGUCUCUCUUGCUGUGGACAUCUUUGGAAUGGGAAUUCUUACACAAGUUGCCAACGCAAUAUGGUGGGGCGAGAAGGGCAAGCAGGUCCAGUUUUUGACGGCUGAAAAAGACGAGCUUAAGAGACGAAAGCUUUUGUGGGCGCUGUACCUCAUGAGAGAUCCGUUCUUUACCAAGUACACAAGGCAGAAACUGAAAACGGCUCAAAAAACGCUGGAACCAGUUCCGAUGAUUGGGUUUCUCACAGAUAAAAUCGUGGAGCUUUUGGCCGGAGCUCAGUCACGGUACACGUACAUGUCCGGAUCGUAGGCCAUAUGCGUGAAAAAAGAUUUGGAGAAGCCAUUGUUGGAUGCUUCAAGGACUAUACGAACUGGCGAGAAAGAACAGAAAGCAAGCUCUUGCCACAUUCUGAAUCUAACCUUUGGUACACUCGCAUCCAAUCUUGCAUCAUAGAUCAGUUAAAUGUCAUUACCUGUAUGCCGCAUAGGUCUUGUCUUCUGUUGUUAUUUUUUGCGACUGAACAAAAAAAGAUAUAUUUAAGAUAUAAUUUCUGGAGGUUAAUAAAACAAAUGUAUCAGAUGAUUUUUGGGUUUCAAUUUCGUGGAUAAAAGGCCUAUAUUGGGUAUAAA